GAUUCGAAAGUUGAUCGAGGUGUGGUGAUGUUAGCGACAGCCGUCUUGGCCACAUCAGCUCCUCGACGUGUUAUCCUCGGCAAUACGGAGAUCUUCGGCAAAGCGUGUCGACUGUUUAGGGACUGUUUACAGGAUGAAUCGAAACAUGUACGCUAUGCAUUGAUUGCAUUUAUAGUUGUGAAAUGCAUCCAAAGUCUAUCGUCAAUCUUCGCUCGUCGUGAAGUUUGCUAUCCGUUCAUAAAAGAGCUCGCACCCGAUGUGCUUGCACGCAUUCGACAGUUCGCUCCUGGAGACGCAACAAGGUUGACGGCUCUCGAGACGAUUUCAGACGACGACGUUCCGAUCAUACAAGAGGCGAUUCGUUCGCUGGAAGUGAUCCUAUCGAUUGCUAAAGUUAAUCGAGAGAUAGUGUUCGUGAAUGUUUUGGUACAACUGCUAGGCGAGUUUCUUUGCGAUGAUCCGCCAACACAGUAUCGUCAGCUGACACCGACCCUGAGACGUUUGCACGACUAUGCGAUUCUGAGGCUGAAUCUGAUCGGACCCGCACAUCCGGAUGCCUUCAAGAAAGUGUUGCACACUUUCCCGGCGCUUAAACAAAGAAUCGAGUCGUCAAUCCGCUAUCAAGCGAGCAGAUCGGUCACUGCUCAACAGGCAGCACAACGCGCUAUGGCGGCAGCGAAAAUCGAGCGAAUCAAUGCCGUACAAUCAACACAACCAGCGAUCAAGUUGACAAUGGAUUUCAGUGCGUUCAGUAGUGCCGAAGCACCAGCAGUUACUUCGGAACCUUAA
This is a messenger RNA of Anisakis simplex (herring worm), 789 nucleotides long. Lineage: Eukaryota; Metazoa; Nematoda; Chromadorea; Rhabditida; Anisakidae. The record is from the annotation of a GenBank genome assembly.